AAAAAAGAAGAUAGGAACAAAGACAGACGACUUGAGAGAGAGAGUCGAGACAGAAACUGUAGACUUCAGACAAGAGACAACACAAACAUCCCAUAAAAUUCGACAUUCUCAGUCUGAAGAAGAAGAAGAAGAAGAAGACAAUUUCUCCAUUUCUUAAGCAGCUUCUGUGAUGGAGAGAGAGUGUGAAGAAGGAGGAGACAUUGAGAAAAAGCUGAGACGAAGUUUCUACAUGGGUAAUAAUUACAGUAAAAGAGCUGCUCCGUCUACUCCUCCACCCACGUGGCGACUCGGUCUUUCACCGCCGCGACUCGGUGCUUCCUCGGCUAAAGAGUUCUUGCUCAAUUCGGAUGUUUCCGUCAGGAAACUGUGCGCAGAGUUGUGGGAAACAGAACAUUUCAAGCCGCCGGUUGGUCUGCCACGGUGUCGACGGCGUGAUUCCGAUGUGGAAUCACCUUGUGAUCAUCAGCCACCAAGUAGAGGUACUAGCUUGAGGAGACAAAUUGAGUCUAAUGAUGAUCAUCGACUUGUUCAGAGAUAUGGCGACUUGUUGCAACCAAUCACUCCUUCAAGUUCCAGCAACCAUUCUUUGGAGGUUUUGAAACGUAACCCACUUUUUAGUCAAACUGGUUCUUCAACGGCUGCUAAGUCUGCUAGCUAUGGUUUGGGUUCAUCUACAAAGCUUCUCAAGGUGCUAAACCGAAUAUGGAGUCUUGAAGAACAGAAUACUGCUAAUACCUCUUUGGUCAAAGCUCUAAAGAUGGAGUUGGAUGAGUGUAGAGCCGAGAUCAAGGAGGUGCAGCAUCGUGAGAAGCAGAGCCAUAAGCGACCACAUAAGAAAAAGGAAGAGGAAGAAGAGGAGCUAAAGGAUGUGUUUAGAUCCAUGAAGAAGGAGCUACAAGAAGAGAGGGAAGUUAGAAAGAAGUCAGAGAGUAUGCAUAGGAAGCUAACAAGAGAGCUUUGUGAAGCAAAGCAUUGUUUAUCAAAAGCUUUGAAAGAUCUUGAAAACGAGAGAAAGGAACGUGUUGUAGUGGAAGAUCUCUGCGAUGAGUUUGCUAAAGCGGUUAAAGAUUGUGAAGACAAAGUGAUUGUUGAGAUUGCAGAAGUGUGGACUGAUCAGAGGUUACAAAUGAAGCUAGAGGAUAGGGAAAAGAGAAGAUCACAUUCAAGUGAGUUGAGGACAAAACAAGAUGAUGCAGCUUAUUUGCAUCAAAGGGUUUGCUUGAAAGAGCUCGAAGAAGGACUCAAAAGGAGAUCAAGAAGAGAUAACAAGUUGCAGCUUAAGAGGUCAGAUCAAGUUCUGAAUCUAUCUAUGUCUUCUGAAGGAGACAAGGUUCAUCCAGAGACUAGUACUCCAAGGAAUGUUGAUGAUUUAGAAAUGUCUAGAGCUUUCUCCAAGAUUGUUCCGAGGAAUGUGAAUGUGAUGGUGAGAGAGGAGAGGCGUAGUCUGAAGGAUAAGCUGAUGGAAGCUCGUGUUGAGAGUCGACGUUUACGUUCUUUGAAGUCUACACCUAAUCAUCCGGUUCAAGCUUGAGAAGCCAUUUGAUAGAAGUCUUGUCUUGUGUUUGUGCAUGCUUUGCUAAAUUUUACUAUUUGAUAAUUAAACAUAGGGUUGUUAACUGUGUGCUAAUUGUUAUGGAUUCUCUUAAUAUUCGUUAUAAAUGGUAAAUAGACAAGUCAAAGAUGUG
Molecule: messenger RNA, 1685 nt
Organism: Eruca vesicaria subsp. sativa (arugula)
Lineage: Eukaryota; Viridiplantae; Streptophyta; Magnoliopsida; Brassicales; Brassicaceae
Source: the annotation of a GenBank genome assembly